Astyanax mexicanus (Mexican tetra) is the source of this 1886-nucleotide messenger RNA. RefSeq names its product adhesion G-protein coupled receptor G2. Gene Ontology annotation, cellular component: membrane. Gene Ontology annotation, molecular function: G protein-coupled receptor activity. NCBI's taxonomy places the organism in Eukaryota, Metazoa, Chordata, Actinopteri, Characiformes, Acestrorhamphidae. The record is from RefSeq and is a predicted model, not a curated record. Gene Ontology annotation, biological process: cell surface receptor signaling pathway; adenylate cyclase-activating G protein-coupled receptor signaling pathway. The transcript has 10 exons. Bases 177 to 1676 code for a protein of 499 amino acids.
UCCCACUAUACUAUAAACUCCAGCUGUGUGCAUUUUUUGGCCUGUCAUAAUAAUAACAAUAUGUACAAUAUGGCAAUAAUUUUUGGGACAAUACAUCUUCCAAAAUAAAAUAGUUAUCAUGACAGGCCUAGUCAUUUGAAUGAAUACCUACUGUUUCCUAAAUCAUUAUUUCAUACAUGCUCCUCUUCCCUGAGGACGGUAAGGAUGGUAAGACCCUGAACACGUACGUGGUGUCAGCAAGUGUAAUUAAUGCUGCAGAGCCGGUAGAGGGCCUGAAGGAGCCAGUCAUUGUCCGACUUCAUCAUCUGGACACUCAUAUAACUGACGAAGAUGUGCGCUGUGCGUAUUGGGAUUUCAACAAGAAUGGUGGUUUUGGAGGCUGGAGUUCAAGAGGCUGUUGGAAGUAUAAUGUUUCCUCAGAAUACACAACUUGCAUGUGUGACCACCUCACACACUUCGGAGUGCUGCUGGAUGUGUCCAGAACUCCAAUUGAUGGACCAAAUGAGACAAUUCUCACAGUCAUCACAUACAUCGGCUGCGGACUCUCCUCAUUCUUCCUGGGCAUUACGGUGCUGACAUACUCUCUGCUAGAGAAAUUAAGGAGAGACUACCCAUCUCAGAUUCUCCUGAACCUCUCCAUUGCUUUACUGGGUCUUAACAUCGUUUUUCUCACCAAUUCCUGGCUCUCAGCUUUCACCAUUUAUGGUCUCUGCAUUGCUGUAGCGACGGCCCAGCACUACUUCCUUCUGGCCUCAUUCUCCUGGAUGCUGCUGGAGGCGGUGAACCUGUACUUUGCACUGGUGAAAGUUUUCAACGUCUACAUUCCUUCCUACAUCCUCAAGUUCUGCGUCCUCGGCUGGGGAGUUCCUCUGCUGAUUUGUUUCCUGGUGCUGGUGGUGAAGCAGCAAGCCUAUGCUUCUUUCAGUGAUGGCCUGGAACGUCUGGAAAAUGCUGAGAUGUUCUGCUGGAUUCAGGAUGAUGUGGUUUUCUACGUGACUGUGGUGGGCUAUAUCGGGCUAGUGCUCGUCUGCAACUCCUCCAUAUUUGUGGUGGUACUGCUGCAGAUGAAGAAGAUGCGCAUGAACCAGCCGGCUGGAACGCAUCGGGACCUGCUGAAGGACCUGAGGGGAGUGGCCAGUCUCACUCUGCUGAUCGGACUCACCUGGUCUUUUGCUUUCUUCACUUGGGGUCCAGCCAAGGUUCCUCUGCUCUACCUGUUUACCAUCCUGAACAGCCUGCAAGGUUUCUUCAUUUUUGUUUUUCAUUGCCUCUUGAAGGAAAAUGUGCGUAAACAAUGGAGGGUCCACCUGUGUUUCGGACGCUUUAAACUUCAAGAUCACUCGGACUUGAGCCAUACUGCGACUGUUACUGCCAAACCCAAACAGUGGCAGCUCCCAAAGUUUCCUACGGUGGCUUCAUUCAGGUCCAGUAAGUCCAACUCCACUCAGAGUUCAUCAGCGUCCUCAGACUCCAGCCAGCGUCAUGUGUCUAUCAGGAGACCGAGUCUGGGUGUGGUGUACCAGCAGGGUCUUGUUCUGCCCCGAAUCCACUGCGACCCCUCUUUCCACCAUAGUAAUAAUUCUAUUGCUAAUGAUAAUCUCCCACUGGCCAGUGAAUACGAGAUCCAUUCCUGGAUUCCUAAAGAUGGAUUCAGCUGUGACAAUUACUUUACCUAAAUCUGACUGUGUGUUAUUGAUCUGUUGUUUAUAUUUGUAGAUGAAUAUGGUGCCGAAGGUAUUUCGAUUUGUAUUUGAAGCUUUGCUAGAUAAAAUUAGCUUAAGCUUGUUGUUUCUUUUUCCCAUGUAUUCACUACAAAGAACUAUGAGUAAAACAUUGUGUACACACUGCCAUUAUUAAAAAAGCUAAACAUAUUUCUGUACAUUUAA